Candidula unifasciata is the source of this 1188-nucleotide messenger RNA. NCBI's taxonomy places the organism in Eukaryota, Metazoa, Mollusca, Gastropoda, Stylommatophora, Geomitridae. The record is from the annotation of a GenBank genome assembly.
AUGUGGCAAGUAAUAUUAUGUAUGAUCAUAUUUGCUUUGGCGGAAGCUCAGCAAAUUGUGGUCACAAAUGGAACUAGUGGCCAGCAAUGCCCAUGGAGGAGAUGCAUCAAUGGCUAUGCAGACUGUGUUAACGGCAAAACUUGUGUCUGUCGGCCACCCAGGCAGCUGGACCCCAACAACGGCCACUUUGGAUGCUACAGGAAUAAUAACGUGUUUGGCGAGGUGUACAAUGACCCUGAAGUGAGAAACAUGAACAACGAAACAUCGCCUUUCCCCUUCCCCUGCAGAUACCUGCUCACAAGCCUUACUACCGUCCUGAGGAUUCGCAAAAAGAAUGUCGGCUUCUGCAAGUGUGACCUCCACGCAUUCAACCUGAAGUACAAGGGCAAGCUCUAUGUUGGAGGCUUCGACUUAGCCUGCAGGAUCAACAACAACGUCCUGUACGAGCAGAUCGGCUUCUCCACACGCAUCGUUGGCAUCGCCAACAAUGGGGUUUACACGUACUCUGAGGAAGGCACCCUGUCUUACCUACCCGACGGUCCCUGGACCUCCACACCUGUAGACAUCACAGGAGCCGGUGUUACAGUCCGCAGCCAUUACGACACCGUCAACAACCAAGCCGUUAUGGAAAUACCCGAGUGUGGAUCCAGAAUUACAUUUGUUGCCUACGAUGUGGAAUCGAGGCUGCAGCAACAACAGACUCCAGGCCUUUCGUUUACCUUUAACUGUGCGCUCCAGCCGUACUUCCAUGAACACGACAGAGUUAUCGCCACUGCACCCAAAAGGUUUGGAGGACAGACGUACGCCGAGCUGGCCCAGACUCCAUUCUCCAUCACUGAGGCUUUACUCAUUAGAGCCUUCACUUCUGGAGUGGUCCAGAACCACCCUGGAGCAUCUCCUCAGUGUACCUCCAUAGGAAACAUCCUGGCUGCUUGCUCGCAGCCAAACCUCGACAAAACCGCCAAGGGAUGCUUCUGGAUGUGGGAGAAGCCCAAAUUUGUCCGCUGCAUAGAUCCCGGCAACUACACGGAGCCCGUCAUGGAACUCUACGAGAAAUGUGCAGGCGUACACUGUGCCGGUACACCAACAUGCAACAAUUUCGUCAGCGAUAUGACUGGAUCCGGAUGUUCCACGGUGUCUGGCAUACCUCAGCUGACGGACAUCGUCAACGGAAACUUCUGCCCGUAG